Molecule: messenger RNA, 19814 nt
Organism: Bubalus bubalis (water buffalo)
Lineage: Eukaryota; Metazoa; Chordata; Mammalia; Artiodactyla; Bovidae
Gene: AHNAK
Product: AHNAK nucleoprotein
Exons: 5
Coding region: 329-18964 (6211 amino acids)
Biological process (GO): regulation of RNA splicing
Cellular component (GO): cytoplasm; nucleus; costamere
Molecular function (GO): protein binding
Source: RefSeq, a predicted model, not a curated record
CGCGCAGGGGCCCGGCCACUCGGAGCAGCUCCGCCGCGGGGACUGCACCGCCCGCCCUGCCGGACCCGCCCCGACCGGGGCUCGCCGCCUGCAACAGCCGCAGCACCGCGACCUCGGGCUCCGCGCCGGCUAUGGCUGUGCCCUGGGGCUGAGCGCGCAGAGCAGCUGGGGCGGGGCUGCGAGCGAGCCACCUGUUGAGUGAGAACCUGAUCGUGACCUUUCCCCUAGACAGUGUGACCGAGAUUCCCAAGAGAUAUCCUGAGGAGAGAAGAGGAAGGAGGGGCGGGCUCCUGGCAAGGCAUCCGCUCCUGACCCAAGUCCUGCGAAGAUGGAGAAAGAGGAGGAGACGACCCGGGAGCUGCUGCUGCCCAACUGGCAGGGCAGCGGCUCCCACGGGCUGACCAUCACCCAGAGGGAUGAUGGCGUCUUUGUGCAGGAGGUGAUGCAGAACUCCCCUGCGGCCCGCACUGGGGUGGUCAAGGAGGGGGACCAGAUUGUGGGUGCCACCAUCUACUUUGACAACUUGCAGUCGGGUGAGGUGACCCAACUGCUGAACACCAUGGGCCACCACACCGUUGGCCUGAAGCUGCAUCGCAAGGGGGACCGGUCCCCUGAGCCUGGCCAGACCUGGACCCACGAGGUCUUCAGUUCCCACAGCUCCGAAGUGGUUCUGAGCGGGGAUGACGAGGAGUACCAGCGCAUCUACACCACGAAGAUCAAGCCUCGGCUGAAGUCAGAGGAUGGAGUGGAAGGGGACGCUGGGGAGACCCAGAGCCGCACCAUCACGGUGACCAGGAGGGUCACAGCCUACACUGUGGAUGUGACAAGCCGUGAAGGCGCCAAGGACAUUGACAUCAGCAGCCCAGAGUUCAAGAUCAAGAUCCCACGGCAUGAAUUGACCGAAAUCUCCACUGUGGAUGUGGAGACCCAGCCUGGGAAGACAGUGAUCAGACUGCCCUCGGGCUCAGGGGCCGGGUCUCCCACCACAGGCUCCACCGUGGACAUCCGAGCAGGGUCCAUUUCCACUGCGGGCCCAGAGUUGCCAGGGGCUGGCCACUCGAAGGUCCAGGUCACCGUGCCUGGGGUAAAGGUGGGAAGCCCGGGUAUCAGUGUCAAUGCCAAGGGCUUGGACUUGGGUAGCAAAGGAGGGAUCCAAGUCCCAGGGGUGGACGUUUCGUCCUUUCUUGGGGGCGUGGCCGUAGAGGGGCAGGGCCCAUCUCUUGAUGGGAAAAUUAAGUUUCCCACCAUGAAGGUGCCAAAAUUUGGUGUCUCAGUAGGGCCUGAGGGCCAGGCCCCCAAGGCAGGGUUGAGCGUUUCCCCCCCUGAACUCUCUGUGGGGCACAAAGGUGGCAAACCAGGCUUGACCAUUGGUGGAAGCAUCCAGACCCCUCAGCUCGAAGUCAGUGCUCCCUCUGCCAAUAUUGAGGGGCUUGAGGGGAAGUUGAAGGGCCCCCAGAUCACUGGGCCAUCCGUUGAGGGUGGUCUAGGCCUGAAAGGUGCCAAGCCACAGGGGAGUUUAGGGGUGGACAUCUCUGUGCCCCAAAUUGAGGGCAGCAUCUCUGGCUCCAGGGUGGAAGUUCAAGGUCCUGACAUUGACAUUCAUGGGCCUGGGGGCAAAGUGAAUGUACCCAAGGUGAAGGCCCCCCAGUUCUCUGUAUCAGGUUCUAAGGGAGACAGGCCUGGCAUUGAUGUGACACUGCCCACAGGUGAAGUGACGCUUCCUGGGGUCUCUGGGAACGUCGACCUGCCUGAGGUUGUUUCUGGGGAUCUGGAAGGGAAGUUGAAGGGUCCUAAAAUCAAGGCUCCUGAAAUGACUAUUCAGAAACCUAAAAUCUCCAUGCAAGAUGUGGAUCUGAGCCUUGGGUCCUCUAAACUGAAAGGAGACAUUAAGGUUUCUGCUCCUGGGGUGCAAGGUGAUGUUAAAGGCCCUCAAGCGGCAGUUAAAGGUGCCAAAGUGGACAUAGAGACACCCAGCCUAGAGGGAACCAUGACUGGCCCCAAACUUAGUGGUCCUUCUGGGAAAGCAGGAACCUGCAUGAUCUCUAUGGCAGACGUAGACUUGAAUGUGGCCGCACCAAAAGUGAAAGGGGGUGUUGAUGUUAUGCUUCCAAAAGUAGAGGGGAAAGUCAGUGUCCCUGAAGUUGAUGUCAAAGGCCCCAAAGUGGAUGUGAGUGCCCCAAAUGUGGAAGUUCAUGGUCCGGACUGGAAUCUGAAAAUGCCCAAGAUGAAAAUGCCCAAGUUCAGCACUCCAGGAGUCAAAGGGGAAGGACCAGAUGUAGAUGUGAGUCUCCCCAAAGGUGAUGUCAGUAUUUCAGGGCCCAAGGUCAAUGUGGAUGCCCCAAAUGUCAAUAUCGGGGGCCUGGCAGCCAACCUUAAAGGCCCUGAUGUUCAGCUGCCUGAAGUGAGUGUCAAGACACCAAAGAUCUCCGUGCCUGAUGUGGAUUUUCAUGUGAAAGGCCCAAAAGUAAAAGGAGAGUAUGAUGUAACAGCACCAAAACUUGAAGGAGAGCUGAAAGGCCCCAAAGUGGACAUCGAUGUCCCAGAUGUGGAUGUCCAGGGCCCAGACUGGCACCUGAAGAUGCCCAAGAUGAAAAUGCCCAAGUUCACUGUUCCAGGGUUCAAAGCAGAGGGCCCUGAAGUCAAUGUAAACCUGCCUAAGCCUGAUGUGGACAUUUCUGGGCCCAAGGUAGAUGUCAGUGCUCCAGAUGUGAGUAUUGAGGGACCAGAGGGGAAACUGAAAGGACCCAAGUUUAAGAUGCCUGAGAUGAAUAUCAAAGCACCAAAGAUUUCCAUACCAGAUGUGGACUUACACUUGAAAGGCCCUAGUGUAAAAGGAGAAUAUGAUGUCACAGUGCCAAAGGUUGAAGGUGAGAUUAAAGUUCCUGAUGUUGAACUUAAGAGUGCCAAAGUGGACAUUGAUGCUCCAGAUGUGGAUGUUCAUGGCCCAGACUGGCACCUGAAGAUGCCCAAGAUGAAAAUGCCCAAGUUCAGCAUGCCUGGCUUCAAAGGAGAGGGCCCAGAAGUGGAUGUGAACCUGCCCAAGACUGACAUUGAUAUUGCUGAACCCAAGGUGGAUGUUGAAGGUCCAGAUGUGAAUAUUGAAGGACCUGAAGGAAAGCUAAAGGGUCACAAGUUUAGGAUGCCAGAGAUGAAUAUCAAGGCCCCCAAGAUCUCCAUGCCUGAUGUAGAUUUGCAUGUGAAAGGUCCCAAGGUAAAGGGAGAAUAUGAUGUUACAGUGCCAAAGCUGGAAGGGGAUCUGAAGGGGCCCAAAGUAGACCUCAGUGCACCAGAUGUUGAAGUUCACGGUCCCGACUGGAACCUGAAGAUGCCAAAGAUGAAGAUGCCCAAAUUCACCAUGCCCAGCCUUAAAGGAGAAGGCCCAGAAUUGGAUAUGAAUCUGCCCAAGGCGGAUCUUGACAUUUCUGCGCCAAAGGUAGAUAUCAGUGCUCCAGAUCUGAGCCUUGAAGGGCCAGAAGGAAAGUUGAAAGGCCCCAAGUUUAAGAUGCCUGAGAUGCACUUCAGAGCUCCUAAGAUGACCCUGCCAGAUGUUGACAUGGAUCUUAAAGGACCCAAAAUGAAAGGCAGUCUCGAUGUGUCUGCACCAAAAAUAGAAGGUGAGAUGAAAGCUCCAGAGAUGGACAUCAAAGGCCCCAAAUUAGAUGUUAAAGCACCAGAUGUGGAAGUUCAGGGUGCAGACUGGAGUCUGAAGAUGCCCAAGAUGAAAAUGCCUAAAUUCAGCAUGCCCAGCUUCAAAGGCCAGGGCCCAGAUGUGGAUGUGAACCUGCCUAAGGCUGACAUUGAUGUCUCUGGGCCAAAGGUGGACAUUGAAGCCCCAGAUGUGAGCCUUGAGGGGCCUGAAGGAAAGCUCAAGGGUCCUAAGUUCAAGAUGCCUGAGAUGCACUUCAAGGGCCCCAAGAUCUCCAUGCCUGAUGUGGACUUAAACUUGAAAGGCCCCAAAGUCAAAGGGGAUGUGGAUGUGCCUGUGCCCAAGAUAGAAGGUGAAAUGAAAGUGCCAGAUGUGGACAUCAAAGGCCCCAAAGUGGACGUUGAUGUCCCAGAUGUGGAUGUCAAGGGCCCUGACUGGCACCUGAAGAUGCCCAAGAUGAAAAUGCCCAAGUUCAGCAUGCCUGGCUUCAAAGGAGAGGGCCCUGAGGUGGAUGUGAACCUGCCUAAAGCUGAUAUUGACAUCUCUGGACCCAAGGUGGACAUAGAAGCCCCAGAUGUGAGCCUUGAGGGGCCUGAAGGAAAGCUCAAGGGUCCUAAGUUCAAGAUGCCUGAGAUGCACUUCAAGGGCCCCAAGAUCUCCAUGCCUGAUGUGGACUUAAACUUGAAAGGCCCCAAAGUCAAAGGAGAUGUGGAUGUGUCUGUGCCCAAGAUAGAAGGUGAAAUGAAAGUGCCAGAUGUGGACAUCAAAGGCCCCAAAGUGGACGUUGAUGUCCCAGAUGUGGAUGUCAAGGGCCCUGACUGGCACCUGAAGAUGCCCAAGAUGAAAAUGCCCAAGUUCAGCAUGCCUGGCUUCAAAGGAGAGGGCCCUGAGGUGGAUGUGAAUCUGCCUAAAGCUGACAUUGACAUCUCUGGACCCAAGGUGGACAUUGAAGCCCCAGAUGUGAGCCUUGAGGGGCCUGAAGGAAAGCUCAAGGGUCCCAAGUUCAAGAUGCCUGAGAUGCACUUCAAGGCCCCCAAGAUCUCCAUGCCUGAUGUGGACUUAAACUUGAAAGGCCCCAAAGUCAAAGGGGAUGUGGAUGUGUCUGUGCCCAAGAUAGAAGGUGAAAUGAAAGUGCCAGAUGUGGACAUCAAAGGCCCCAAAGUGGAUGUUGAUGUCCCAGAUGUGGAUGUCAAGGGCCCUGACUGGCACCUGAAGAUGCCCAAGAUGAAAAUGCCCAAGUUCAGCAUGCCUGGCUUCAAAGGAGAGGGCCCUGAGGUGGAUGUGAACCUGCCUAAAGCUGAUAUUGACAUCUCUGGACCCAAGGUGGACAUUGAAGCCCCAGAUGUGAGCCUUGAGGGGCCAGAAGGAAAGCUCAAGGGUCCCAAGUUCAAGAUGCCUGAGAUGCACUUCAAGGGCCCCAAGAUCUCCAUGCCUGAUGUGGACUUAAACUUGAAAGGCCCCAAAGUCAAAGGGGAUGUGGAUGUGUCUGUGCCCAAGAUAGAAGGUGAAAUGAAAGUGCCAGAUGUGGACAUCAAAGGCCCCAAAGUGGACGUUGAUAUCCCAGAUGUGGAUGUCAAGGGCCCUGACUGGCACCUGAAGAUGCCCAAGAUGAAAAUGCCCAAGUUCAGCAUGCCUGGCUUCAAAGGAGAGGGCCCUGAGGUGGAUGUGAAUCUGCCUAAAGCUGAUAUUGACAUCUCUGGACCCAAGGUGGACAUAGAAGCCCCAGAUGUGAGCCUUGAGGGGCCUGAAGGAAAGCUCAAGGGUCCUAAGUUCAAGAUGCCUGAGAUGCACUUCAAGGGCCCCAAGAUCUCCAUGCCUGAUGUGGACUUAAACUUGAAAGGCCCCAAAGUCAAAGGGGAUGUGGAUGUGUCUGUGCCCAAGAUAGAAGGUGAAAUGAAAGUGCCAGAUGUGGACAUCAAAGGCCCCAAAGUGGACGUUGAUGUCCCAGAUGUGGAUGUCAAGGGCCCUGACUGGCACCUGAAGAUGCCCAAGAUGAAAAUGCCCAAGUUCAGCAUGCCUGGCUUCAAAGGAGAGGGCCCUGAGGUGGAUGUGAAUCUGCCUAAAGCUGAUAUUGACAUCUCUGGACCCAAGGUGGACAUUGAAGCCCCAGAUGUGAGCCUUGAGGGACCUGAAGGAAAGCUCAAGGGUCCUAAGUUCAAGAUGCCUGAGAUGCACUUCAAGGGCCCCAAGAUCUCCAUGCCUGAUGUGGACUUAAACUUGAAAGGCCCCAAAAUCAAAGGAGAUGUGGAUGUGUCUGUGCCCAAGAUAGAAGGUGAAAUGAAAGUGCCAGAUGAGGACAUCAAAGGCCCCAAAGUGGACAUUGAUGUCCCAGAUGUGGAUGUCAAGGGCCCUGACUGGCACCUGAAGAUGCCCAAGAUGAAAAUGCCUAAAUUUAGCGUGCCUGGCUUCAAAGGAGAGGGCCCUGAGGUGGAUGUGAAUCUGCCUAAAGCUGACAUUGACAUCUCUGGACCCAAGGUGGACAUUGAAGCCCCAGAUGUGAGCCUUGAGGGGCCAGAAGGAAAGCUCAAGGGUCCUAAGUUUAAGAUGCCUGAGAUGCACUUCAAAACUCCAAAGAUCUCCAUGCCUGACAUUGAUUUAAACCUCAAGGGCCCCAAGGUGAAAGGGGAUGUGGAUGUUUCUCUGCCCAAAGUUGAAGGGGAUCUGAAAGGGCCCGAUGUGGACAUCAAAGGCCCCAAAGUGGAUGUUGAUAUCCCAGACGUAGAUGUUCAAGGCCCAGACUGGCACCUGAAGAUGCCCAAGAUAAAAAUGCCCAAGUUCAGCAUGCCUGGCUUCAAAGGAGAGGGCCCAGAAGUGGAUGUGAAUCUGCCCAAGGCUGACAUAGACGUCUCAGGACCGAAGGUGGAUGUUGAAGUUCCAGAUGUGAACAUUGAAGGUCCCGAUGCAAAAGUAAAAGGUCCUAAAUUUAAAUUGCCAGAAAUGAAUAUAAAGCCUCAGAAGAUAUCCAUGCCAGAUGUCAGUUUGCAUUUGAAAGGCCCUAAAAUGAAAGGAGAUUAUGACGUUACAGUUCCAAAAGUAGAAGGAGAGAUUAAAGCCCCUGAUGUUGACAUCAAAGGUCCAAAAGUGGACAUUAAUGCACCAGAUGCAGGAGUUCAUGGUCCAGACUGGCACCUGAAGAUGCCCAAGGUGAAAAUGCCCAAGUUCAGCAUGCCUGGCUUCAAAGGAGAGGGCCCAGAAGUGGAUGUGAACUUGCCCAAGGCUGACAUUGACAUCUCAGGACCCAAGGUGGACAUUGAUGCCCCAGAUGUAAAUAUUGAAGGUCCAGAGGGGAAACUAAAGGGUCCCAAAUUCAAGAUGCCAAGCAUGCAUAUACAGACGCACAAAAUCUCUAUGCCUGAUGUUGGACUUAACCUGAAAUCCCCUAAACUUAAAACUGAUGUAGAUGUUUCUCUUCCUAAAGUGGAAGGAGACUUGAAAGGUCCUGGAAUUGAUGUGAAAGCCCCCAAAAUGGAUGUGGAUGUUGGUGAUAUAGAUAUUGAAUGUCCAGAAGGAAAGCUUAAAGGGCCCAAGUUUAAGAUGCCCGAGAUGCACUUCAAGGCUCCCAAGAUCUCCAUGCCUGAUGUGGACUUAAACUUGAAAGGCCCCAAAGUCAAAGGGGAUGUGGAUGUGUCUGUGCCCAAGAUAGAAGGUGAAAUGAAAGUGCCAGAUGUGGACAUCAAAGGCCCCAAAGUGGACGUUGAUGUCCCAGAUGUCGAUAUCAAAGGCCCUGACUGGCACCUGAAGAUGCCCAAGGUGAAAAUGCCCAAGUUCAGCAUGCCUGGCUUCAAAGGAGAGGGCCCUGAGGUGGAUGUGAAUCUGCCUAAAGCUGAUAUUGACAUCUCUGGACCCAAGGUGGACAUUGAAGCCCCAGAUGUGAGUCUUGAGGGGCCAGAAGGAAAAUUGAAAGGCUCUAAAUUUAAGAUGCCUAAGUUGAAUAUCAAAGCUCCCAAGAUCUCCAUGCCAGAUGUGGACUUGAAUUUGAAGGGACCAAAACUGAAAGGAGAGAUAGAUGUUUCUGUGCCAGAACUAGAAGGUGAUCUCAAAGGUCCUCAAGUUGACAUCAAAGGUCCCAGUGUAGAUGUGGAGGUGCCUGAUGUUGAUCUGGAGUGUCCUGAUGCAAAGUUGAAAGGUCCUAAAUUUAAGAUGCCUGAGAUGCACUUCAAGGCCCCCAAGAUUUCCAUGCCUGAUGUGGACUUACACUUGAAAGGACCCAAAGUCAAAGGGGAUGUGGAUGUGUCUGUGCCAAAAUUGGAGGGAGAUUUGAAAGGCCCCAGUGUGGAUGUGGAGGUACCUGAUGUUGAUCUGGAGUGUCCUGAUGCAAAGUUGAAAGGCCCUAAGUUUAAGAUGCCUGAGAUGCACUUCAAGGCCCCCAAGAUCUCCAUGCCUGAUGUGGACUUAAACUUGAAGGGCCCCAAAGUCAAAGGGGAUGUGGAUGUGUCUGUACCCAAGAUAGAAGGUGAAAUGAAAGUGCCAGAUGUGGACAUCAAAGGCCCCAAAGUGGACAUUGAUGUUCCAGACGUGGAUGUCCAGGGCCCGGACUGGCACCUGAAGAUGCCCAAGAUGAAAAUGCCUAAAUUCAGCAUGCCAGGCUUCAAAGGCCAGGGUCCAGAUGUGGAUGUGAACCUACCCAAGGCUGACAUUGAUGUCUCUGGGCCAAAGGUGGACAUUGAAGCCCCAGAUGUGAGCCUUGAGGGGCCUGAAGGAAAGCUCAAGGGUCCUAAGUUUAAGAUGCCUGAGAUGCACUUCAAGGGCCCCAAGAUCUCCAUGCCUGAUGUGGACUUAAACUUGAAAGGCCCCAAAGUCAAAGGAGAUGUGGAUGUGUCUGUGCCCAAGAUAGAAGGUGAAAUGAAAGUGCCAGAUGUGGACAUCAAAGGCCCCAAAGUGGACGUUGAUGUCCCAGAUGUGGAUGUCAAGGGCCCUGACUGGCACCUGAAGAUGCCCAAGAUGAAAAUGCCCAAGUUCAGCAUGACUGGCUUCAAAGGAGAGGGCCCUGAGGUGGAUGUGAAUCUGCCUAAAGCUGAUAUUGACAUCUCUGGACCCAAGGUGGACAUAGAAGCCCCAGAUGUGAGCCUUGAGGGGCCUGAAGGAAAGCUCAAGGGUCCCAAGUUCAAGAUGCCUGAGAUGCAAUUCAAGGCCCCCAAGAUCUCCAUGCCUGAUGUGGACUUAAACUUGAAAGGCCCCAAAGUCAAAGGAGAUGUGGAUGUGUCUGUGCCCAAGAUAGAAGGUGAAAUGAAAGUGCCAGAUGUGGACAUCAAAGGCCCCAAAGUGGACAUCGACGUCCCUGAUGUGGACGUUCAAGGCCCUGACUGGCACCUGAAGAUGCCCAAGAUGAAAAUGCCCAAGUUCAGCAUGCCUGGCUUCAAAGGAGAGGGCCCUGAGGUAGAUGUGAACUUGCCCAAGGCUGACAUUGACAUCUCUGGCCCUAAGAUUGACACUGAAGGCCCAGAUGUUAACCUUGAAGGACCAGAAGGAAAGUUGAAAGGUCCUAAGUUCAAGAUGCCAGAGAUGAACAUCAAAGCCCCCAAGAUCUCUAUGCCUGACUUUGAUUUACACCUGAAAGGUCCCAAGGUGAAAGGAGAUGUGGAUGUUUCUCUGCCUAAGGUGGAAGGUGAUCUAAAGGCCCCUGAAGUUGACAUCAAAGGCCCCAAAGUGGAUGUUGCUGUCCCAGAUGUGGACGUUCAUGGCCCAGACUGGCACCUGAAGAUGCCCAAGAUGAAAAUGCCCAAGAUUAGCAUGCCUGGCUUCAAAGGAGAGGGCCCAGAAGUGGAUGUGAACCUGCCUAAAGCUGACAUUGACAUCUCAGGACCCAAAGUGGACAUUGAAGGCCCUGAUGUGAGCCUUGAAGGUCCUGAAGGUAAGCUCAAGGGUCCUAAGUUCAAGAUGCCAGAGAUGAACAUCAAAGCCCCCAAGAUCUCCAUGCCUGACUUUGAUUUACACUUGAAAGGUCCUAAGGUGAAAGGAGAUGUGGAUGUUUCUCUGCCUAAGGUGGAAGGUGACCUAAAGGCUCCUGAUGUUGACAUUAAAGGCCCCAAAGUGGACAUUGAUGUCCCAGAUGUGGACGUUCACGGCCCCGACUGGCACCUGAAGAUGCCCAAGAUGAAAAUGCCCAAGUUCAGCAUGCCUGGUUUCAAAGCAGAGGGCCCAGACAUGGAUGUGAACUUGCCCAAGGCCGACAUUGAUGUCUCGGGACCCAAAGUGGACAUUGAAGGCCCUGAUGUUCAUCUUGAAGGACCAGAAGGAAAGUGGAAAAGCCCAAAGUUUAAAAUGCCUGAAAUGCAUUUUAAAACUCCAAAGAUAUCCAUGCCAGAUAUUGAUCUUAAUCUGACAGGUCCAAAGAUAAAAGGUGAUGUGGAUGUCACGUGCCCCAAGGUAGAGGGAGAUUUUAAAGGGCCUGAAAUUGACCUCAAAGGUCCCAAAGUAGACAUUGAUGUCCCUGAUGUGGACGUUCAAGGCCCUGACUGGCACCUGAAGAUGCCCAAGAUGAAAAUGCCCAAGUUCAGCAUGCCUGGCUUCAAAGGAGAGGGCCCGGAAGUGGAUGUGAACCUGCCCAAGGCUGACAUUGAUGUGUCAGCACCCAAGGUGGACAUUGAAGGCCCUGAUGUUAACCUUGAAGGACCAGAAGGAAAGUUGAAAGGUCCUAAAUUCAAGAUGCCAGAGAUGAACAUCAAAGCCCCCAAGAUCUCCAUGCCUGACUUUGAUUUACACCUGAAAGGUCCCAAGGUGAAAGGAGAUGUGGAUGUUUCUCUGCCUAAGGUGGAAGGUGACCUAAAGGCCCCUGAAGUUGACAUCAAAGGCCCCAAAGUGGAUGUUGCUGUCCCAGAUGUGGACGUUCAUGGCCCAGACUGGCACCUGAAGAUGCCCAAGAUGAAAAUGCCCAAGAUUAGCAUGCCUGGCUUCAAAGGAGAGGGCCCAGAAGUGGAUGUGAACCUGCCUAAAGCUGACAUUGACAUCUCAGGACCCAAAGUGGACAUUGAAGGCCCUGAUGUGAGCCUUGAAGGUCCUGAAGGUAAGCUCAAGGGUCCUAAGUUCAAGAUGCCAGAGAUGAACAUCAAAGCCCCCAAGAUCUCCAUGCCUGACAUUGAUCUUAACCUGAAGGGCCCCAAAGUGAAGGGAGAUGUUGAUGUGUCUUUGCCAAAAGUGGAAGGUGAGAUGAAAGUUCCUGAAGUGGAUAUUAAAGCCCCCAAGGUGGACAUUGAUGUCCCAGAUGUGGAUGUUCAUGGCCCCGACUGGCACCUGAAGAUGCCCAAGAUAAAAAUGCCCAAGAUGAGCAUGCCUGGCUUCAAAGGAGAGGUCCCAGAAGUGGAUGUGAACCUGCCCAAGGCUGAUAUAGAUGUCUCUGGACCCAAGGUGGACAUUAAUGUUCCAGAUGUGAACAUUGAAGGUCCAGAUGCGAAACUGAAGGGUCCCAAGUUCAAGAUGCCAGAAAUGAAUAUCAAAGCUCCUAAGAUCUCCAUGCCAGAUCUGGACCUUAAUCUUAAAGGCCCUAAAGUGAAAGGAGAGGUGGAUGUUUCACUUCCAAAUGUAGAAGGUGAUUUGAAAGGGCCUUCUCUUGACAUCAAAGGGCCGAAGAUGGAUGUAGAUGCACCUGAUAUUGACAUUCAUGGCCCAGAAGGCAAAUUAAAAGGUCCAAAGCUGAAGAUGCCUGACAUGCAUGUAAACAUGCCCAAGAUCUCCAUGCCAGAAAUUGACCUGAAUUUGAAGGGCUCAAAACUUAAGGGAGAUGUUGAUGUUUCUGGGCCCAAAUUGGAAGGUGAUAUUAAAGCUCCCAAGUUGGAUAUAAAGGGCCCAGAAGUGGACAUUUCUGGUCCUAAGCUGAAUAUUGAAGGCAAGUCAAAGAAAUCACGUUUUAAGCUUCCCAAAUUUAAUUUUUCGGGCUCCAAAGUUCAGACACCUGAGGUAGAUGUCAAGGUCAAAAAGCCAGAUCUUGACGUAACAGGUCCAAAAGCUGACAUUAAUGCUCCUGAUGUUGAGGUCCAAGGAAAAGUGAAAGGACCCAAAUUCAAAAUGCCUUUCCUAAGUAUUUCAUCUCCUAAAGUGUCAAUGCCUGAUGUGGAGUUAAAUCUGAAAGGUCCUAAAGUCAAAGGAGACUUAGAUGUUGCAGGUCCUAAUUUAGAAGGUGAUCUUAAAGGACCCAAAGUGGAUAUUAAGGCACCAGAAAUUCAUCUGGAUGCACCUGAUGUGGAUGUUCAUGGUCCAGACUGGAAUUUAAAAAUGCCCAAGAUGAAAAUGCCCAAGUUCAGUGUGCCUGGGUUAAAAGCAGAAGGACCAGAUAUGGCUGUGGAUCUGCCGAAAGGAGAUAUCAACAUAGAGGGUCCCAGAAUGGACAUUGAGGGCCCAGAAGUCAAAGUGGAAGGUCUAGACGGAGGCUUAAAAGGCCCCAAAUUCAAGAUGCCUGACAUAAAUAUCAAAGCUCCCAAGAUCUCCAUGCCUGAAGUUGACCUGAAUCUGAAAGGCCCGAAGGUAAAGGGUGAUGUGGACGUAUCUCUGCCCAAAGUUGAAGGUGACCUCAAGGGCCCUGAAGUUGACAUCAAAGGCCCGAAAGUGGACAUUGAUGUCCCAGAUGUGGACGUUCAUGGCCCAGACUGGCACCUGAAGAUGCCCAAGGUGAAAAUGCCCAAGUUCAGCAUGCCUGGCUUCAAAGGAGAGGGCCCAGAAGUGGACGUGAAUCUGCCCAAGGCCGACAUAGACAUCUCCGGACCCAAGGUGGACAUUGAUGUUCCAGAUGUGAACAUUGAAGGUCCAGAUGCAAAACUGAAGGGUCCCAAGUUCAAGAUGCCAGAGAUGAACAUCAAAGCUCCCAAGAUCUCCAUGCCUGACCUUGACUUAAAUCUGAAAGGACCCAAAGUAAAGGGAGAUGUGGACAUUUCUCUGCCUAAGGUGGAAGGUGACCUCAAGGGCCCUGAAGUUGACAUCAAGGGCCCCAAAGUGGACAUUGAUGUUCCAGAUGUGAACAUUGAAGGUCCAGAUGCAAAACUGAAGGGCCCCAAAUUCAAGAUGCCAGAGAUGAACAUCAAAGCUCCCAAGAUCUCCAUGCCUGACCUUGACUUUAAUCUGAAGGGUCCCAAACUAAAGGGUGAUGUGGAUGUAUCUUUGCCAAAAGUAGAAGGUGACCUCAAGGGUCCCGAGGUGGACAUCAAGGGCCCAAAAGUAGAUGUUGAAACUCCUGAUAUUAACAUUGAAAGUUCAGAGGCGAAAUUGAAGGGGCCCAAAUUUAAGAUGCCAGAGAUGCACCUGAAGGCUCCCAAGAUCUCCAUGCCUGACAUUGACUUAAACCUGAAAGGACCCAAAGUAAAGGGGGAUGUGGAUAUUUCUCUGCCUAAGGUGGAAGGUGACCUCAAGGGCCCUGAAGUUGACAUCAAAGGUCCCAAAGUGGACAUUGAUGCUCCAGAUGUGGAUGUUCAAGGCCCAGACUGGCACCUGAAGAUGCCCAAGAUAAAAAUGCCCAAGAUCAGCAUGCCUGGCUUCAAAGGAGAGGGCCCAGAAGUGGAUGUGAACCUGCCCAAGGCUGACAUUGAUGUGUCAGCACCCAAGGUGGACAUCGAAGGCCCUGAUGUUAACCUUGAAGGACCAGAUGGAAAGUUGAAAGGUCCUAAGUUCAAGAUGCCAGAGAUGAACAUCAAAGCCCCCAAGAUCUCCAUGCCUGACUUUGAUUUACACCUGAAAGGUCCCAAGGUGAAAGGAGAUGUGGAUGUUUCUCUGCCUAAGGUGGAAGGUGACCUAAAGGCUCCUGAAGUUGACAUCAAAGGCCCCAAAGUGGACAUUGAUGCUCCAGAUGUGAAUGUUCAUGGUCCAGACUGGCACCUGAAGAUGCCCAAGAUAAAAAUGCCCAAGAUUAGCAUGCCUGGCUUCAAAGGAGAGGGCCCAGAAGUGGAUGUGAACCUGCCUAAAGCUGACAUUGACAUAUCAGGUCCCAAGGUGGACAUAGACACUCCUGACAUUGAUAUUCAUGGUCCAGAAGGAAAACUGAAGGGUCCCAAGUUUAAAAUGCCUGACCUGCACCUCAAGGCACCCAAGAUCUCCAUGCCUGAAGUUGACCUGAAUCUGAAGGGCCCUAAGGUAAAGGGUGAUGUGGACGUAUCUCUGCCCAAAGUUGAAGGUGACCUCAAGGGCCCUGAAGUUGACAUCAAAGGCCCGAAAGUGGACAUUGAUGUCCCAGAUGUGGAUGUUCAUGGCCCAGACUGGCACCUGAAGAUGCCCAAGGUGAAAAUGCCCAAGUUCAGCAUGCCUGGCUUCAAAGGAGAGGGCCCAGAAGUGGACGUGAAUCUGCCCAAGGCCGACAUAGACAUCUCCGGACCCAAGGUGGACAUUGAUGUUCCAGAUGUGAACAUUGAAGGUCCAGAUGCAAAACUGAAGGGUCCCAAGUUCAAGAUGCCAGAGAUGAACAUCAAAGCUCCCAAGAUCUCCAUGCCUGACCUUGACUUAAAUCUGAAAGGACCCAAAGUAAAGGGAGAUGUGGACAUUUCUCUGCCUAAGGUGGAAGGUGACCUCAAGGGCCCUGACAUUGACAUCAAGGGCCCCAAAGUGGACAUUGAUGUCCCAGAUGUGGACGUUCAUGGCCCAGACUGGCACCUGAAGAUGCCCAAGGUGAAAAUGCCCAAGUUCAGCAUGCCUGGCUUCAAAGGAGAGGGCCCAGAAGUGGAUGUGAACCUGCCCAAAGCCGACAUAGAUGUCUCUGGACCCAAGGUGGACAUUGAUGUUCCAGAUGUGAACAUUGAAGGUCCAGAUGCAAAACUGAAGGGCCCCAAGUUCAAGAUGCCAGAGAUGAACAUCAAAGCUCCCAAGAUCUCCAUGCCUGACCUUGACUUCAACCUGAAGGGUCCCAAAAUGAAGGGUGACGUUGAUAUCUCUCUGCCCAAAGUUGAGGGUGAUCUCAAGGCCCCUGAGGUGGACAUCAAAGGCCCCAAACUGGAUAUUGAUGCUCCUGAUAUUAGUAUUGAAGGCCCAGAAGGAAAACUGAAGGGGCCUAAAUUUAAGAUACCAGAGAUGAACAUUAAAGCCCCGAAGAUCUCCAUGCCUGACUUUGACUUAAAUCUGAAAGGGCCAAAUGUAAAGGGUGGUGUGGACCUUUCACUGCCUAAGGUAGAAGGCGAUCUGAAAGGGCCAGAGGUGGACAUUGAAGGUCCUGAAGGGAAGCUCAAAGGACCGAAAUUUAAGAUGCCUGAUGUCCACUUCAAAACCCCACAAAUCUCCAUGAGUGACAUUGAUUUGAACUUGAAAGGACCUAAGAUAAAAGGAGAUUUGGAUACUUCCAUCCCUAAAUUGGAAGGAGAUCUGAAAGGCCCAAAAGUAGAUGUUAAAGGCCCUGCACUGGACAUAGAUACUCCUGACAUUGACAUUCAUGGUCCAGAAGGAAAACUGAAGGGUCCCAAGUUUAAAAUGCCUGACCUGCACCUCAAGGCACCCAAGAUCUCCAUGCCUGAAGUUGACCUGAAUCUGAAGGGCCCGAAGGUAAAGGGUGAUGUGGACGUAUCUCUGCCCAAAGUUGAAGGUGACCUCAAGGGCCCUGAAGUUGACAUCAAAGGCCCGAAAGUGGACAUUGAUGUCCCAGAUGUGGACGUUCAUGGCCCAGACUGGCACCUGAAGAUGCCCAAGGUGAAAAUGCCCAAGUUCAGCAUGCCUGGCUUCAAAGGAGAGGGCCCAGAAGUGGACGUGAAUCUGCCCAAGGCCGACAUAGACAUCUCCGGACCCAAGGUGGACAUUGAUGUUCCAGAUGUGAACAUUGAAGGUCCAGAUGCAAAACUGAAGGGUCCCAAGUUCAAGAUGCCAGAGAUGAACAUCAAAGCUCCCAAGAUCUCCAUGCCUGACCUUGACUUAAAUCUGAAAGGACCCAAAGUAAAGGGAGAUGUGGACAUUUCUCUGCCUAAGGUGGAAGGUGACCUCAAGGGCCCUGACGUUGACAUCAAGGGCCCCAAAGUGGACAUUGAUGUCCCAGAUGUGGAUGUUCAUGGCCCAGACUGGCACCUGAAGAUGCCCAAGGUGAAAAUGCCCAAGUUCAGCAUGCCUGGCUUCAAAGGAGAGGGCCCAGAAGUGGAUGUGAACCUGCCCAAAGCCGACAUAGAUGUCUCUGGACCCAAGGUGGACAUUGAUGUUCCAGAUGUGAACAUUGAAGGUCCAGAUGCAAAACUGAAGGGCCCCAAGUUCAAGAUGCCAGAGAUGAACAUCAAAGCUCCCAAGAUCUCCAUGCCUGAUGUUGACUUGGAUUUAAAAGGAUCCUUAGGCAAGGGUGAUUUUGAUGUAUCUGUUCCUAAGAUUGAAGGGGCUUUCAAAGGCCCAGAAGUAGACCUUAAAGGUCCAGGUCUAGAUGUUGAAGGCCCUGAUGCCAAACUCAGUGGCCCACGUUUGAAGAUGCCAUCACUGGAUAUUUCUGCUCCUAAAGUAACUGCUCCUGACAUUGAUUUGCAUCUCAAGACACCCAAAAUUGGAAUUUCUGGUCCCAAAUUAGAAGGUGGUGAACUGGACUUCAAGGGACCCAAAGUUGAUUUAGAAGCUCCAAACUUAGAUGUACAUGUGGAGAGCCCAGAUGUUAACAUUGAAGGGCCAGAUGUAAAAAUUCCCAAAUUUAAGAAACCCAAGUUUGGGUUUGGGGCAAAAAGCCCCAAAGCUGACUUCAAGUCACCUACACUUGAUGUGACAGUUCCUGAGGCAGAGCUGAACGUCGAGGCUCCUGAAAUUAGUGUUGGUGGCAAGGGCAAGAAAAGUAAGUUUAAAAUGCCGAAAAUUCACAUGAGUGGGCCUAAAAUGAAGGCCAAGAAGCAAGGAUUUGAUUUGAAUGCUCCUGGGGGUGAAAUUGAUGCCAGUCUCAAGUCUCCCGACAUAGAUGUCAGUGUUGCAGGGCCUGACGCCUCACUGAAAGUUGACAUGAAAUCUCCCAAGACCAAGAAACCUAUGUUUGGGAAAAUGUACUUCCCAGAUGUAGAAUUUGACAUUAAAUCUUCUAAAUUUAAAGCCGAGGCAUCUCUCCCUAGCCCCAAAAUGGGGGGUGAAAUCCAGGCGCCUGAUCUGGAUAUUUCUUCACCAGGGAUUAAUGUGGAAGGUCCUGACAUCAAGCUGAAGGCUCCCAAGAUCAAGGCACCAGGUGUGGAUGUCUCAGGGCCAAAGAUAGAGGGCGACUUGAAAGGCCCCAGGGUGCAGGCAAACCUGGAAGCACCUGACGUCAACAUUGAAGGCCCAGAUGCUAAAGUCAAAGCACCAUCAUUCGGCAUUUCUGCCCCUCAAGUAUCCAUCCCUGAUGUGAAUGUUAGCUUGAAAGGACCAAAGAUAAAGGGUGAUGUCCCCAGUGUGGGACUGGAAGGACCAGAUGUAGAUCUGCAAGGUCCGGAAUCGAAAAUUAAGUUCCCUAAGUUUUCGAUGCCCAAGAUCGGCAUCCCUGGUGUGAAAGUGGACGGUGGGGGAGCUGAGGUCCAGCUACCCUCUCUUGAAGGAGGCUUGAGCGCACCAGACGUCAAGCUUGAAGGGCCUGAGGUGUCUCUCAAGGGGCCAAAAGUAGACUUGCCAUCAGUGAACCUCUCUACGCCAAAAAUCUCUGGACCUGACCUUGACCUGAACUUGAAAGGACCAAGUUUUAAGGGAGAUCUGGAUGUAUCUGUCCCCAGCAUGAGGGUGCAUGCCCCUGGGCUUGACCUCAGAGGUGCUGGUGGAAAGGUGAAGGUAGAAGGUGAUGGAGUGAAGGUGCCUGGAACUGAUGCCACAGCAGCGCUUGACAUUGGUGUGCCAGAUGUGACCCUGAAAGGACCAAGCCUGCAGGGUGACCUGGCUGUCUCUGGUGACAUCAAGUGUCCCUCGGUAUCAGUAGGUGCUCCUGAUCUAAGCUUGGAGGCACCUGAGGGUGGUAUUAAACUUCCCAAGAUGAAGCUGCCCCAGUUUGGCAUCUCCGCUCCAGGGUCUGAUGUGGACAUCAAGGGGCCUCAGGUGACUGGAGAACUCAAGGGGCCUGGCAUGGAUGUGAACCUUGGAGGCCUGAACCUGAAAGGGCCUCAGAUCUCUGGCCCUCAAAUCUCAGCGCCAGAUGUGGACUUGAACUUGGAAGGACCAAAAAUAAAAGGCAGCCUUGGGGCCAGUGGUGAGAUGAAAGGCCCCACGGUUGGUCUUCCGGGCAUCGGUGUUCAAGGCCUAGAAGGAAGCCUCCAAAUGCCUGGAAUGAAGUCAUCUGGAUGUGAUGUGGCGCUGCCAGGUGUGAAUGUGAAACUCCCAACUGGGCAGAUUUCUGGUCCUGAGAUCAAAGGUGACCUGAAAGGUUCAGGGAUAGGUUUCCGUGGAGCUGCUCCUGACAUUGACGUGAAAGGGCCUUCAUUGAAUAUGGCAUCUCCUGAGUCAGAUUUCGGUGUCAGCUUGAAGGGCCCGAAAAUCAAAGGAGGCAUGGAUGUUUCAGGGGGUGUCAGUGCCCCAGAUAUCAGCCUAGGUGAAGGGCACGUGAAUGUCAAAUGUUCCGGUGGGGAGUGGAAAGGACCCCAGGUCUCCUCUGCUCUCAACCUGGAUGCACCUACGUUUGCUGGAGGACUUCAUUUCUCAGGACCAAAGGUAGAAGGAGGUGUCAAAGGAGGCCAGGUUGGACUUCAGGGUCCUGGACUGAGCGUGUCUGGGCCUCAAGGUCACUUGGAAAGUGGAUCUGGAAAAGUAACAUUCCCCAAGAUGAAGAUCCCCAAGUUCACCUUCUCUGGCCGGGAGCUGGUGGGCAGAGAAGUUGGGGUGGAUAUUAACUUCCCUAGAGUGGAGGCCAAUGUCCAGUCUGGUGCCGGAGAGGGCGAAUGGGAAGAAUCCGAUGUAAAACUUAAAAAGUCCAAAAUCAAGAUGCCCAAAUUCACCUUCUCCAAACCUAAAGGGAAAGCUGGUGUCGCCGGCUCACCAGAAGCAUCCGUUUCGGGGUCCAAAGGUGACCUGAAGAGCUCCAAGGCCAGUCUGGGUUCCCUGGAAGGCGAGGCCGAGGUCGACACAUCUUCACCCAAAGGCAAAUUCUCCUUAUUCAAAAGCAAGAAGCCAAGCCACCGCUCAAAUUCCUUCAGUGACGAAAGGGAGCACUCUGCUCCUACCACCCCCACGGGGACUUUGGAGUUCGAGGGUGGGGAGGUGGCACUGGAAGGCGGGAAAGUCAAAGGAAAACAUGGCAAGCUGAAAUUUGGUACCUUUGGUGGAUUGGGGUCAAAGAGCAAAGGUCAUUAUGAGGUGACUGGGAGUGAUGAUGAGGCAGGCAAGUUACAGGGGAGUGGAGUGUCCUCAUCCUCUAAGAAGUCCCGACUGUCAUCUUCUUCUAGCAAUGACAGUGGGACUAAGGUUGGCAUCCAGCUUCCCGAGGUGGAGCUGACAGUUUCCACAAAGAAAGAGUAGCCGGCCUCUGUGUGUGUAUAUAUCUGUAUAGAACUCCAUCAGCCUUGGGUGUGUUUGUAUAUAAACUCCAAAGAGAAACACGCCAACAGCCUCAGCGACAAUGCAAAGAUCUGGCCUCUGCCAGGGGCAAGUGCUGAAAAGCCAGCCGCCUUUAGGCUCCUCCCGGAGCCUUACAGAUAGGUUCCAAGUUCUUCGUCCAGCCCACGUGCAAAAUCAGCAGUAUUUGCCUUCAGAUUUCAGUUUUUUGUUUUGUUUUGUUUUCUUUUUUGCAUUGAAUGCUGAGAGCUCCUGUUUACUAAGCCAGCUUUUGUGUUUAUUAUCUUCAUUUUUACUGAACAUUGUUAGUGUGGGGGUCAUGGAAACCCACUUUUUUCAUUGUAAUGACUUUUGGGGGCUUUUGUUAGUAAGGGUGGGGUGGGGUAGAAGGCAGUAGAGGGGAGCCAGACCUUUUUCUCCUACAAUUGGGUCUACUCAAGCAGCAAACACCCAAAGAGGGCUGAGAGGAGCCAGCCGGUGGGGUGUGUGGGUGUUUCUAGAACUGUGUAUCAUUGCUUUUUGUUUCCCCAGGGGUGGCGGUCGGUCCCAGCCUGUUCGGUGCUCACGGGGGAGAGGGAAUUAGAAUCUUUUUGUAAAUUAGGCCACCCACUUGCUCCACACGAGGGCCUUCCAUUCUGUGUGUUGUAAGAGAAAUGUUUUCUUCGUGAUCGCCACGUUCCUGAUAUUAGUUCUGAUUUCCUUUAACAAAUGUUAUUGUGAUUAAGAAAAUUUCCAGCACUUUAAUGGCAAAUUAAUUGAGAAUGUAAGAAAAUUGAUGCUGUCAAGGGCAAAUAAAGCUGUUUAUUAACCCGGA